This is a messenger RNA of Brassica rapa (field mustard), 2609 nucleotides long. RefSeq names its product alkaline phosphatase D. NCBI's taxonomy places the organism in Eukaryota, Viridiplantae, Streptophyta, Magnoliopsida, Brassicales, Brassicaceae. The record is from RefSeq and is a predicted model, not a curated record.
UUUAAGAACAAUUGUUUUAUUUAUUUUUGUUAUAAAUGGAUACAAAUAAUCAUAUGAAUAUGAAUAUAAAGUAUCAAUUAAUAGAUACUCAGAUUAAAUAUAUAUAUUUUUAAUAUAGUUUAAAUUAUGCUAUAUGCCAUAUAAAAUAUAUAAAUACGUUAAUUUCAAAAUGUACAUUGAAAAUGUAUUGAGAUUUGAAUAUUUUAAUUUUGAAAUUUGCAUUGAAUUUUUUAAAAUGAUUAUAAAUUAAUAGAGCUAUUAUAAAUCUCACGAUGGAAAUUUUGUGAUUAAUGGUUUAAAUUUGUUUGUUACAAAAAAUAUAAAAAUAUUAAUAAAAUUAUAUGAAUAGGACUAAGAAGCUUCAAUUAAUAUUCAUAUUAAGAUAUAUUAUAUAUAUACGUUAAUAUCAUUAAAAUUUAAUGAUAUACCAUAUAAAAUAAAUAAAAUGAUUGUUUACAUUUAUUUACUUUGAAUUAUUUGUUGACUCGAGUUUGAUUAUAUACAUAAUUUACUCGCUUUUCAAUUAUUUAGUAUAUUUAUUAUUUUGUAAUAGUAAAUAAACACAAAAUAAAUAAAUAUAUAUAAAAAGAAUUUAUAUGUAUAAUUUUCAUUCGGCUCUCAAUGCACGGAUCUUACCUUAGUACAUACUUAUAAAUAAAAAAAUUUGGCUCAUGACUCAAUUCAAAGCGAAUGAUCUUUGCAAUAAAUCUAAAUUGAAUAAAGAUAUUAACAUAAUUUAAAAAUCAAUAACAAAAAUAAUUAGGUAAGCAAGUGCAUCUCAAAAAAUAAUUAGCUGAAGCACGAGUCAUCGAACUUUCACUUUUGUAAAGGUAGUUAAUAGAUUCACAAUCACUGGGGAAGAAAAGAAAAUUUCAGAAUCAAAACGACGGUAAAAAAAAAAAAAAAAAAUUCAUCCGACAAUUAAGCCGCGAGAAGAAGCUAGAGAGCGCUGCGAGGAACGCAACAGUGCCAGGUUCACAAAUCCCAACGGUAAACUGCAAAAGGCGAAGGAGACACAGAGAGAGUGAGGACUGCUUCCUUCUUUCCAUCCAUGGCUGCUUCUUCCAAUCUCCAUUACAUCCUUCUCUCCUUGUGGUGCUUUUCGUUCCUCUCUACGGCGACAGCAGAAGAUUCUCCGAUCAUCACUCGUAUCGCUUUCGGAUCAUGCGCCAAUCAAAGCGCUCCACAGCCGAUUUGGGAAGCGAUCAACAAGUACGAUCCACAAGUGUUCAUUUGGCUGGGUGACAACAUCUACGGAGACAUCAGAAAACCUAACAGAUUGUUUGGGAAAGAGAGAACCAUUGGGCCGUGGAGGAACUCUCCGAGGUUCGUGCCUUCCUCAGAGGAAGAAAUGAAGGUGAGAUACGCCAAGGCCAAGGCUAACCCUGGCUACUCUCGCCUCCUUAGAAACGCUAGAGUUGUCGGCACUUGGGAUGACCAUGACUACGGUUUGAACGACGCGGGGAAAGAGUUUGAUCGUAAAGCCAUUAACCAGAGACUCAUGCUUGAUUUCUUGGAUGAGCCUCUUGAUAGCCCAAGGAGAAAGCAAGCUGGAGUUUAUGCUUCUUAUACGUUUGGUCCAUCUAACAAGAGAGUCAAGGUUAUAGUUUUGGAUACUAGAUAUCAUAGAGACCCUUUGCGUAGUGACGGGAGUAUCUUGGGUGAUACUCAGUGGGGAUGGCUUGAGGAAGAGUUAAGAGGUCCUCACAGCGAGAUUACUAUCAUAGCUUCCUCUGUUCAGGUAAUAUCAAAUCUUUCGGCUACCACUGGACCACUCUUUUAUAUGGAAUCGUGGGGCCGUUUCCCAAAGGAAAGAAAACGUCUUUUCCAACUUAUAGAUGAUACCAAGAGAAAUGGAGUGAUAUUCAUCAGUGGAGAUGUUCAUUUCGGAGAGAUCACGAGAUACGAUUGUGCUGUUGGUUACCCUUUAUAUGAUGUCACCUCCAGUGGUCUUGUGCAGUCUGUUGAGAAAGUUUUCCCUCGUCCCUUGCGUUUCAUCGUUAGGCUUCUCUUUUGGUAUACACCAAACACGAUGAGAGUUACUAAUGAUAACUGCAGAUAUAAAUCUUGCACUUACGGGCAACAAAAUUUUGGAGCAAUAUCGAUAGAUUGGGAUGCAAAUCCGGCGACCGUAAGGCUCGAGAUCAGAGAUGUUAAUGGACUCACAGCACUAAGCACAAAUGUCUCACUAUCCGAACUCCAACCGCGAGGCUCAAAGUCCUUGACAGAUCCAACGACAAAGGGAAAGUCCCAACGGCAUUGCACCCUUGAAGCUGAGUUGCAAGGAAUAACCAGAUACAGAUUGGCAGUUCUCGUCUACUUCAUCAUUACUGUCUUGGUAAUGGCGUUAGUUGGACUGCUCAUUGGAGUUGUGCUGACCAUAACAGCAUGCGUUUAUAAAUGCAAGGUCGACUGAUUCUUGAUUUUUGUUCCGGUAAAUGCCUUUGCGUUUUUCAUAAUACAACAAAAUGUUUACAUUCUUAUAACUUAAAUUGAUAUUAGCUUAGUCUGUUUCGUGAUUACUUAUUUACUUAAGAGUAGUGGGAUGGUAUGAGCACAUAGCUUUUGAUAUUGAAAUGGGAAUUCAAAGAUUGAUGCUGCUUUUGAUA